Molecule: messenger RNA, 366 nt
Organism: Clavispora lusitaniae ATCC 42720
Lineage: Eukaryota; Fungi; Ascomycota; Pichiomycetes; Serinales; Metschnikowiaceae
Gene: MED11
Product: Med11p
Biological process (GO): regulation of transcription by RNA polymerase II
Cellular component (GO): mediator complex
Molecular function (GO): transcription coregulator activity
Source: RefSeq, a predicted model, not a curated record
AUGACCCAACGUGGUUUCAUUCAAGAAAGAUUGGAAUCUCUAAAUGAAAUAGACAACAAUGUUGUUGGCUUGCUUGACAGAGUGAGCAAACUAAUAGAUACUUAUAUGGAGCCUAGCCGAAAUACAACGGCAGAUAUCUCAAGCACGAAGGAACAGUUCCAGGAAGAAGUCAAAGAAGUUUACAGUGUCCUCAGUGCCCUAGCCAUUAGCUUAAGAAAAGAAGUAAAAAUAAUGGACGAGAAUAUAGGGGUUUAUGAUAAGAACGAUGAUCUGAUUAUGAUUCUUCCGAUGAAUGUGGACCAAAAAAAUACAACCCUAGGUAAGCGCAAGCUUGAGGAAGAAUUGGAAAAGCUAGAGCUGGAAUAA